This is a messenger RNA of Dermacentor silvarum, 1326 nucleotides long. Its product is annotated as venom metalloproteinase antarease-like TtrivMP_A. The transcript has 12 exons. NCBI's taxonomy places the organism in Eukaryota, Metazoa, Arthropoda, Arachnida, Ixodida, Ixodidae. The record is from RefSeq and is a predicted model, not a curated record. Gene Ontology annotation, molecular function: metalloendopeptidase activity. Bases 31 to 1326 code for a protein of 431 amino acids. Gene Ontology annotation, biological process: membrane protein ectodomain proteolysis.
GCGCUCACACCGAGUCAACUGCGUUCUGAAAUGGCGUUCUUGACAAAAAUCUUCUAUGCUUACCUCUUCAUUACGGCCCGAAGUAACGGCAAUGAUCCUCCGGGAGAGAGCUUCACAGUGUACCCUCAAGUGUUCGAAAGUCGACUGGAUAAGUCCGAAAAAACGCUUGUCAUCGAAGGCUACACACUUAACCUAAAGAAAGCUUCCGUUCUUGCUGACACAUUACUGCUCCUAGAUGUAACAGAAAGCGGGACUGUUGAGCGAUAUGUCCAAGGCGCGCACUACGAGAGGCACUUGUACGAGGACGCUAGCAAGCAAGCAUCCCUGAUCCUGAAACCCGCAGGACGCGGCGAUUAUCACGUUACAGGGAUGGUAAAUUUCACCCAUAGGAUUGAACCUUUCACAAAUUGGGAACGAUCGUCGCAGCAAAAAAUGCCUCACCGAGUAUCUGAAAUUGAAACCAUGUAUGGGACCUAUGAGUACGUUGCCGAGAGAACAGAAAGUGUGGUAGACGAGCCCCGGCCGGAGAAAAUGGAAAAUGACGCCAUUGAACAGCAAUACAUUGUAGAGCUGCACUUCAUCACCGGCCUUAAUCACAGUGGCUUCUUCGGGAACGAAAGUGAAGAUCGUGUUGCCUAUGCAAUGCUCUUUAUGAACUCGGUAAGCCUUCGCUUGCAGCAGCUUGAGCCUCCCAUCCGGAUAGGGCUAACAGUAAUUGAAGGGUUGCAGAUCAAUCCACCUUACGUACAACUUUACCAAGACGGAAACAUCAUGAUAGAUCAAACCUUGAAUGCGUUAUGCAAGCACGUGCGCGAAGACAAAGUAAAAAACAUCUCUGACGCCGUCUAUAUGGCUACCAGUCGGAAUUUGGUGAAGUACAGAAAUAACAAAUAUGCAGGAACCAGUUUAGGAAUGGCUGCUGGCUUGGGCACAGCGUGCAAGAAUAACAACGUUGCCAUAGGCGUGGACCUGCCUGACACCUUUUCCGGGGUUCAAACAGCCGCUCACGAACUGGCACAUAUGUUGGGCGCUCCUCACGACGGCGAAGGAGAAGCUGCAGAAUGCUUAAUCAAGAGCCCAUAUUUGAUGAGUCACUACAGACGCGGGAAAACCAUUUGUGCCUUUUCCAGCUGUACAAAGGAGAUCAUAGCCAAUUUUUUAAGGAAGACUGACUCUGCCUGCCUAAGGGAGCACAAACUGUGCCACGUUAUUUCUCUGCCAAACAAGGCAGCAAACCUUCCAGGUGAUGUAAUGGAUGCACCCACCUAUUGCAACAAGACCUACCCAAAACCACAAUACCUCAGCGCUACUUACAUCAAGGCAUGA